AUAUGUUUGAUUUUGAAAUCUUUUCAACACCAACUUUCAACACCAACUUUCGACAACAACAUAAAACCUUCAUAUUUUCAACGCCAAAUUUCUUCAUUCUUUGUUCAAAGUUAAACUAAAAAAUCAACAAAAUCGUUUUUAACAGCAUUACUGAACUAAUAAAUAAGAAAUAUUCAACUGUUUAAACUGGUUUAAUAAUGAGGUUGCAAAAAAGAUUAUCAAGUGAAGGUUCAUCAGAUGAUGAUGAGUCUGUUGGAAAAGAUUAUGAUGUUGUUAUUAUUGGUAACGGACCUUCUGCAAUUCUAUUAUCUUAUUUUUUAUCUGGAAAUUGGCCUUAUUACAAUGGGAAACCAAUAGAUGAUCCAAUUCUAAAAGAACGACUUCGUUAUGUAUCACAGACUAAAUCAUUGGUUCUUCAGGAUUUAGAAUGGCUUAGUGAGGGCAUGUACGACUCUCGUACUAUGAACCCAGUUAGUAUUUUAUUUGAUCAUUUAUUUCAUCCAAAUGCUGAUAUGUUGACUAAUGAUGAAUCAGUGAUUGAAUGGCGUUAUAACCCGAAUAAUGAAGUGCGUCAUAUAGUACUUGGAAUGGGUCCUGCUGGAGGUUCCUGGCAUUAUAUGAAUAAUUCACAACUCUCUGUAAGUUUAGCCCAAUGGCUUGAACUGCCUGGAUAUUCUUACAAGGAGUGGUUUCAAGAAAAUCAAUAUAAAGUUCCAAAUUUACCCAAGUUAUCUCCAAUUACUUCUGUUCAUCCUGAUCGAACCCACACAGCUUUAGUAGGUCUUUAUUAUAUGGAUUAUGUGAAAAAACAAAACAUGUCACAAAAUUUUAAAAACAACGUCAAAGUAACAUCUGUUAGACAGUGUACUCAAAAUAAUAUUAUGCAUUGGUGUAUUGAAGGUCUGCAGUGGGUCGAUGAAACAACUACUCAAAUGUUUACAUUAUUUUCUGACAAUGUUGCUUUAGCAGUUGGUGCAUCAAAUAUUCCAAGAAAACUCUAUAUUACAGGUGAACAUUACGAUUUUGUUUGCCACGCUCUUCCUGAUAUAGAAACUAUGAUUAAUCAAAAGUUGCCUGUUCUUGUUGUUGGUUGUGGACUAGUCGCUCUAGAUGCUGUGCUUAAAUUAAUUGCAAACCGAAUUCCUGUUUAUCACGUUUUUCGCCGCAGCGUCAAGGAUCCAGAGCUCAUUUUAAACCAGCUUCCUUCUGCUUAUGCAGAUUAUUUGCAAUUGAAGCCUUUAAUGACAGGAAAGUGCUUAAACAAUGAGUACUAUAAACCCUUACCCCAGCACAAUGUUGUCGGGAUUUUACCUAACAGAGAAGUAAUUAUAGAGCAUACUAAUAAGAUGCUGGCUUAUAAGUUACAUGUUAACCGAGUAAUUAUUUUAGUAGGACUGUUACCAGAUUUAUCAAUAAUUGAUAAUUCUGAUAGUUUAAAAGAAGAUCCACAGAAAGAGUUUAAUAUAAAAACUAAUCCGUUAGAUAUAGAUUUAUAUACAUAUGAAUGUCGGUCUCGAAAAGGGCUAUAUGCUUUAGGUCCAUUAGUUGGUGAUAAUUUUGUGAGGUUAAUAUCCGGUGGUGCAUUAGCAAUCACGCAUGGCUUGUUUAGAAAAGAAUAUGAUGCAUUUGAAGAUAGUGAAUAAAGUAAUAGAAAUUUUUUAACUGAUUUUUUAAAUAUACUGUUUUUAUUAGUUAGAAAAUUUAA
Molecule: messenger RNA, 1705 nt
Organism: Hydra vulgaris (swiftwater hydra)
Lineage: Eukaryota; Metazoa; Cnidaria; Hydrozoa; Anthoathecata; Hydridae
Product: oxidative stress-induced growth inhibitor 2
Source: RefSeq, a predicted model, not a curated record